This is a messenger RNA of Calypte anna (Anna's hummingbird), 1248 nucleotides long. RefSeq names its product tetratricopeptide repeat domain 19 (gene TTC19). Bases 1 to 1059 code for a protein of 352 amino acids. The record is from RefSeq and is a predicted model, not a curated record. Gene Ontology annotation, biological process: mitochondrial respiratory chain complex III assembly. The transcript has 10 exons. Gene Ontology annotation, molecular function: protein binding. Lineage: Eukaryota; Metazoa; Chordata; Aves; Apodiformes; Trochilidae. Gene Ontology annotation, cellular component: mitochondrial inner membrane.
AUGCUCCUGGCGGGGCUGCGGCGCGGCCUCCGCCGCUUCCCCAAGGGGCUCCCCCCGCCCCGCACCGCCCGGCCCGGCGGGCAGGGGAGCAGCGGGAGGACGGGGGUGUCCCGGGAGCGGUUGUCCCGGCCGGGCAGGGCUGCUCUGGGCUUCCUGGGAGCCUUCUCCCUCUUCUCCAGGGAUGCUGAGGAGGAGGAGGAGGAUGGCGAGGACGCAAUUAUCCUCCUGCUGAAGAAAGCCAAGCUCAGCGUCAUGAAGGGGGAGCUGGCGGAGGCCGAGCGGGUUCUGCACCAGGCCCUGCGGCUUUCGCACCGAGCGGACAACAGGAAAGCCAUCGUCUAUACCUACAGCAUGAUGGCAAACGUGGCUUACAUGCAGGGACAGCUGGAGAACGCAGAAAAGCUCUACAAAGCAAGCAUGAGCUUUUUACUUGCAGGGGACACAAAGGAGGAUGACAAUGCAGUCCUUGAGAUGUCCCUCAAGCUGGCCAGUAUCUAUGCUGCUCAGAAACAGCACAAGUUAGCUCUGGCUGGUUAUGAGUUUUGCAUCCUGACCUUAGAGGAGAAGGUUGCCAAGCAAAAGGACUUGCCUGAGGAUGUCUUAUCAGCUGAAGAAAAAGCCAACACCCGUCUCUUGCUUGGGAUGAGCCUGGACUCCUAUGCUCGCUACCUCCUGAACAUCAACCAGCUCCCAGUGGCCCAAAAAAUGUAUGAGAAGGCUCUGCAGAUAUCACAUGAAGUUCAGGGAGAGACUCAUCCACAGACUGUGGUGCUGAUGAAUGAUUUAGCCACUGUCCUGGAUGCUCAGGGGCACUAUGAUGAGGCAUACUCCUGUGUCAAGAGGGCAGCAGAGCUGGCCAAGGAGACUCAACACCCUGAGGAGCACAUGGUGCUGAAUAACCUGGCAGCAAUUCUGAUGCACAAAGAAGACUUCCUGCAAGCAAAACAAGUGUACACAGAAGCUCUCAAGCAGGCACAGAAGAAGGGAGAUGCUGCUUCUGUCCAGCAUAUCCAGGAAGAACUAGCAGAGCUGGCCAAGAGGAGAAAGGGCUCCAAAUGAGUUUGGCCACAGAGUCCAACUGUGAAGUGGCUGAAAGCAGCAAGGGCUGGUCAGUAAAAGCAACCUCAGAUCUGUUUGCAGUUCUCCAGGGAAGCAGCAGUAAGGAGUUUCAGGACUGUUUAUCAAGAAGGGCUUCCCUGGCCAAACAACUUAGCCCAAAAUAAAGUUGUAAAAUCUUAACUGUGUAAA